AUGUCUGAGAUUUAAUAAUAAAUGCCACAUAGUUCUAAAUUGGAUUAAGAAUCAGCCACUAAUGCUAAAAAUCACUUGUUGCUAGUUAAUGUAAAUAAUCUCGUGUAAGCAAAAGAAUGUAACAGAGUUAUCUAAUGAAUUACUAUAAAGCUACAAGAAUGAGAUUGAUCAAUUAAAAUAGGAGUUACAUCUGAUGAAGCAAAGGAUAACAAAUAACAAUGAGGAAAUCAAGAACACCACUUAACCAACACUAGAUGCAAUGCUAAGGGAUUUGAGAUAAGUAUUAAUCAAUUGAUCUAGGCAAUCAAUACAUAAAAGGAUGAGAAUUCUAAAUUGUAAAGCUAAAUCACAGAAUUGAAAAAAGAAAAGAGUCAAAUCUAGUAGUUGAUAAUAGCAGGAACGCAAAAGGUUGCAGAACUUGAACAUUAAGUUGGAAAUUAUACAUCUGCCUGA
Molecule: messenger RNA, 453 nt
Organism: Paramecium octaurelia
Lineage: Eukaryota; Ciliophora; Oligohymenophorea; Peniculida; Parameciidae
Source: the annotation of a GenBank genome assembly